AUGCAUAAUACGUCGCGGCAUUAUAACAGUGACGAGGAUUCGAAACAUAGCAGCAAUGUUACUCAUCGCGAGAUAGUCACGAUACUUACUGAAGAAGAUUCCGAAAGGCAAUCAAAUGUGUAUCCAUCAUCACCGAUGGUUCUAGAGAGAGAAUCGCAAAUUUUAGAAAUCAAAUCGGUGAACAAUGGUUCCAAUACAUCCAUUGAAUUAAACGUACCGUUUUAUCAGGAUCUUAGCACAAGUAUAGAAGGCGACCUUUCUACACUCGCCAGAAAUGAGGUAACUGAUGUGAAUACCAUCAACCGACGAAAGAGAUUACUGGAUGAAAUUUUAGAUGAAUCAUCAUCGUAUUCCGGCAAACUUAAUGAAGAACUUUACGACCAUACAUCAAGCUGCGCAAAAAAUACACCACCUGGAGGGGGGUUUUUAAGGCGAACAAAAGUGGACUCUACUCCAGCUAAAUUUGGUACAACUUUAGUUAUAGAACAUGAGGGGGAUGAUGUACAUGGAUGCCCUACCAGAGAGAAUAGAUGCCAGGAUAGUUGUUCAUCUGUCAAUUUUCAAGAUUUAAUUGAGGCUUUCCCUUUGUCACCUAUUUGCAAUUCGGCACCCGAUUAUGAGAAGUGCCUACCGAUCGACAGUAGACCACUGACGGUGCAGGAAGCAUGUACUACGCCAUCUAAUCUUGAGACGACAAAUGAUUUAUUUUCAAAGCCUUCUCAAGAAUAUGAAUUACAAGCAAACAAACCUGAAAUAAUUGAACUAAGUGCUCGUGAAUUUCUGACCGAAAGGAUUGAUAAAGUAGUAUCUACUCCGUCCAAACACGAAUAUCACACCUUUGGCCCUCAAAACUCUUCAACUUCUAACACAUCCAAUACCAUCAAAGAACCCACAACGUCAGAAAGGGAAAUUCGCAGGUUGCAGCAUUAUAUUGUCCAGGGGAACUGUCUGAGCAGGACGCAAUCGGAGGCUUUGGUACGAGAUUGGUUGCAAAGGAAUAAAAGUUUAUUCAAGCAAGUGAAUCAAAUACAUAGAGAUAACGUAAAGGCUAGAGAAUCAAUUGUUGUAGAGAUUCCAGGCUACUUGUUGGAGCAGUUUGAGAAGGGUGAAGAUAACAUUAAAGAAUUACUCUUACCCGCCACGCUGGAAGCAGUUUCAAAUCAAGAAUUGCCACUACUGAGGUUCUUGAGGGAGUGCAAUAGCACAUACGAUUUCAAUAAUGAUGUAUAUUAUCCCAGUGAAAGCGUAACGCUUGAAGAGACCAUAGUAAUGCUUUACUACGAUGCUCAGAUAUUUUUCGAAAGAUACAGAUCAGAUAAAACAAAGUUGUAUAAUGAUCUGAAGUCCUUAUCAAGCGGAGAAAAAUAUUUAAUUGUGAUCCUCAGCGGGCUCAACAGGUUCAAAAGAUCUUUGCAAGCUCAAGAGAAUAAAAGAUACAAGAAUAGGGUGCAAGUGCAAUUAGGAGGCUCUCAGAAGGGUGUUCAAUCAGUGCAGAUUAAGAAACGAAGAACCUUUGAAGACUUGAACAUGACAUAUUUUGAUGUCGCUCAAAGAAUUCAACAUAUCGACAGAAUGUGGGGAGUAAAAAUUCACACAGUAUCUUCGGAUGCAGAUUUCAUAAAAACGUUGCCUAAUCUAGUAUCAAUCAUUGGGAAACAGCGAACUGAUCCAAACAUACGAUUCAUGAGAUACUGCCACAUAAAUGUCAAAUCUUGUAAGGACGAAAAGGAAGUACUAAUGAAGAGUUUACGAGAGAUAAACCGAAUGCCCGAAUUGAAGGCUUCUAGCGUUGUUGCAGCGUAUUCUUCGUUCCAGUCACUUUUGAAAGAUUUCGAAAGGAGAGAAAUCAAAUCGGGACUUGAUGGGAAACACUUGAUGACAGAAGCAAUGGAAGAGAGGCUUUUUAAGCUUUUAACUUGUAGAGACCCGAAUGAGACUAUUCAAUAA
Messenger RNA from Zygotorulaspora mrakii, 1947 nucleotides. It is a transcript of the gene MMS4, whose product is annotated as Mms4p. The transcript has a single exon. Lineage: Eukaryota; Fungi; Ascomycota; Saccharomycetes; Saccharomycetales; Saccharomycetaceae. Bases 1 to 1947 code for a protein of 648 amino acids. The record is from RefSeq and is a predicted model, not a curated record. Gene Ontology annotation, molecular function: nuclease activity; DNA binding.